Molecule: messenger RNA, 5964 nt
Organism: Acanthochromis polyacanthus (spiny chromis)
Lineage: Eukaryota; Metazoa; Chordata; Actinopteri; Pomacentridae
Gene: lrrfip1a
Product: leucine rich repeat (in FLII) interacting protein 1a
Exons: 15
Coding region: 549-2501 (650 amino acids)
Biological process (GO): regulation of transcription by RNA polymerase II
Molecular function (GO): DNA-binding transcription factor activity, RNA polymerase II-specific; RNA polymerase II cis-regulatory region sequence-specific DNA binding
Source: RefSeq, a predicted model, not a curated record
AGCGUUACCACACAAAGGCAAAAAAUCCGACAGCCCAUGAAGGCAGCUUGAUAGAGUUCAGCGUUGGAAGCUGAUCAGUGUGACAGGUCUGAGACUCCGACAGGUGGUGGAGGCACACUGCUUGUACAUGAACGCUACUCCAUCAGAAAGCGUUUUAUUCUUAGUUUAGCCACAGGAAGCGGUUAUUUUCCCCCCUUUCUUUCAAAUUGUUAGUUUUACAGUGGCGGAUAGGUGGGGACGCGCAUUAACGGGACAGUGAAGUUUCGGUUCUGACUGAAUUUUCCAGCAAACCGAGCAGAAGCGCACGUGCUGCAGAUGUUGGAAGGCUGAGUGGUUCUCGAGCACAGGAAGAGGAGCACGAACGGAUGUCUGACGAUGACCCACGCUGUGAGCCACCAGCCACGGCUCGUCUCAGCUCCCCGCCGUGUCUAACUCGACGUUUCAGCCGUGCGUGAGAGCCGUCAGCCCCAGAACCCACUUCGUUUGGAUUAUUGCUGGACUGCAAGUGUGAAUUUAUCAGCCGUGAGUGGAUGAGCGUCUGAGAGAACAUGGGCACUCAGGGAACAGGACGGAAAAGGUCCACCAAGAAGGAGAGGUCGACGGCAGAGGACGAUGCCCUGAAUCUCAUAGCGAGAGAGGCCGAGGCCAGGCUGGCAGCAAAGAGGGCAGCCAGAGCAGAGGCCAGAGAAAUCCGGAUGAAAGAGCUGGAGCGACAACAGAAAGAGAUCUUUCAGGUGCAGAAGAAAUACUAUGGCUUGAACACCAAAAUAGACGACCGAAUGGACAGCAAAUGGGGAGAUAUUGAACAAUGGAUGGAGGACAGUGAGAGGUACUCACGUUCUUCACGGAUACAAACGCUCUCAGACGAAGAUGAGCGGAUGUCGGUGGGAAGCCGGGGCAGCGUCAGGGUGGAGGACCGGGAUUAUCUUGAGAAGGGAUCUCGAGCAGCUUCUGCCUUGACAGCAGGAACACUCACCUCCUUAGGCGGGACGUCUUCCCGGAGAGGAAGUGGAGAGACCGCUCUAACUGUUGAUGUAGAGAGUUCCAUAAGAGAAAUAAAGGAGAUUCAUGAACUGAAGGAUCAAAUCCAAGAUGUGGAAACCAAGUACACACAGAACCUAAAAGAAGCAAAGGAUGCAUUAGCAGAAGUGGAGGAGAAGUAUCGUAAGGCCAUGGUGUCCAACGCUCAGCUGGACAAUGAGAAAAACAAUCUAAUGUACCAGGUGGACACACUCAAAGACUCACUCAUGGAGCUGGAGGAGCUGCUGUCUGAGUCGCGCCGGGAGUAUGACGAGAAAGUCAAGGAAUACGAGCGAGAAAAGCAUGCCCACGGUGUGCUUCAGUUCCAGUUCAAUGAAAUGAAAGAGACGCUGAAACAAAGUGAAGAGCUGUUAAAUGAUAUCCGUCAACUGCGUAUGAAACAGGACAGUUUUGUUAGAGAAAUAUCUGAUCUGCAGGAGACAGUGGAGUGGAAGGAUAAAAAAAUUGGGGCCUUAGAGCGACAGAAAGAAUACACAGAUGCAAUCCGAAUUGAGCGAGAUGAGCUCAGAGAAGAAGUGGUGCAGCUGAAAGAUAUUCUGAAGAAACAUGGAAUAGUAUUGGGACCGGAUCUGAACAUCAAUGGGGAUGCUGGUGAUUCAGAAGUGGACGGGUCCCCCACUGCAGAUCCUGCUUCCGGAUCAGCUCAGGAUUCUCAGACCUCCCCAACAGAGGGGAACAGCAUGCUCGGAAACACAGAGGAGACUGAGUUGAGAAGUAGCAGAGAGGAAGAGGUGGAUCCAGAGCAGCAACAAGAAAUGCUUCAGGAAGUCAAAGAGAAUCACUUGAGUUCUGAAAUUGACUCUCUGAACUCUACACUCUGUAGUGUUGCUGAUGUGGAUACAUCUAGUGAUAAACAGCCAUCAGAAGAACAACAGGCAAUCUUACCCACAGAAGAGGACGGCAUUAGACAAAGUGGUCUCAGCAAGGACCUCACUGUUGACAUUAAUGACAGUCCAACCACAGAAGCCAAAGAUGUAAUCAUUUGCAGCUCUGAACCUAAACACGUUUACCCUGUAACAAGUCCGGGGGAAAAUGUUUCAGAAACAGAAAUAUCUGAGGGGGAAAAUUUAAAAGAGACGAGGUACUCAGAUUUAGGGGAGACGGAAACCAAAAAUAAUAGUGUUGAUACACACAGUGAUGUUAGAGAUACAUGUACCAGCCUUCAUGAAAAGCAAGACAACCAACAGGAAGGUGUUGAAGAAAGUGAUUUGAGUAAUACAGAACCAUGUCCUCAGCAAAAAGUUGCACAAGAUGUUAUGAAAGAAAGUGUAACCGAUGAGUCUGUCCUAGCUCUAACAAACUCAGAACCUCAGCAAGGGCCUGAGAAUGCUGAUGAGGCAGACAACGUUGAGGCAGAAGAAACACCAAGUAAAUCUGCCUCUGGAAAAAAGAAGAAAAAAAGAAGAAAGGAAAAAAGAAAGGAGGGACUCAGGAUACCAAGAACCAACAAAAAGAUGUAACAAACAAAGAAAACAAAACAGACAAAAAUGAAGAAUCAGCAGCAAGAAAUGAUGGGUCAGCAACAGAACCUAAAUCUGGUGGUCCUGUAACUGAAACCUUUGAGGAAUCAAAAGUGGAUGAAGUCAAGAAGGAGCAAGACAAGCAAGAAACUGUGGAAGCAGAUACAGUGGAACCAACUGAACCAACCGAAAUCCUUUCUAACUCAGAAGCUGUCAAAGAACCAAGAACAGAUCAUUUGUCAAAUGAACAUUACAAGGAACAAACUUUGGAAACCAAGACAUUAAAUGAUGUUGAAGUAGUAACUCUUAGUGUUGCAAAACUGGAUCAGCUUAUGGAUAAACAGAAUGAGGAACAAACUUUGGAAACAGAGACAGUAGAAUCAGUAGAGGCAGCGAAGCCUACUGAAAGUUUUUCUCAUGUUGAAACUCUCAAGGAAUCCAAAACAGACUCAAAUAAUAAUGGGCAAGAGAUAGAAAAAACUCUAGAAACAGAGACGGAAGAAUCAAUAGAGGCCGUGGAGCCACCUGCUGAAACUGUCAAGGAAAGCAGAACAGACUCAAAUAGUAAUGGGCAAGACAAAGAACAAAUUCUAGAAAUAGAGACGGUAGAAUCAGUAGAGGCCGUGGAACCACCUGCUGUAACUCUCAAAGAAACCAGAAAAGACUCAAAAAGUAAUAGGCAAGAUGAAGAACAAACUCUAGAAACAGAGACGGUAGAAUCAGUAGACUCCAUGGAACCACCUGCUGAAACUCUCAAAGAAACCAGAAAAGACUCAAAAAGUAAUAGGCAAGAUGAAGAACAAGCUCUAGAAACAGAGACGGUAGAAUCAGUAGACUCUGUGGAACCACCUGCUGAAACUCCCAAGGAAUCUAGAACAGAGUCAGAAAAUAAUGGGCAAGACAAAGAACAAAUUCUUGGAACAGAAACUGCAGAAUCAAUAGAGGCUGUGGAACCACCUGCUGAAACUCCCAAGGAAUCCAGAACAGACUCAGAAAAUAAUGGGCAAGACAAAGAACAAACUGUAGAAACAGAGAUGGUAGAAUCAGUAGAGGCUGCUGAAACUUUCAAGGAAACCAGGACAGAUUCCAAGAAGAAUGAGCAGGAUGGCAAACAAACAUCAGAAACAGAAAACAAAGAAGAAUGUGAAACUAUACCAAGUUUUGAUCCAGAAGCCAGCCUUACUAAAUCUGACUUCAACUCUAAGAGUACAGAGAGCACUGAUGACCUUGACACAAAGAGUGUAGAUGAUUCUGAAAGCGAAGUCCUCUGUACUAAAUCAGAAAUUGUUGAUCAAGUAGAAGCUGAAGUAGAGUCUGUUGAUGAGAUGAAACCUGAGUGCACAACUAUAAAGCCUGAAAACAGCCUUAAAACAUGCAAUAAAGAAAGCACAGAAGCUGAAUCACUUAUUUCAAGCAAUGAUGAUGUUGCUGCUAAUGAAUCUGAAUUCAUAAGCAGUUCUGAGAGUAAAGAUAACACAUCUGUGUCACUGCCAUCUACUGAGGUCUUCAGUGAUGACUUCAAGAGCUUGUCUGAGUCAGAGCCAUCGGCAGCCAUGAGCUUGGGCAACGACGACCCUCCCAUGAAAGAUUCUGAUCAAGCUCUUGAAGAGGCAACUGAGGCAGUUGCCGAUGAUGGGGAUGCAGGAGCAGAGAUUGAAGAAGAAUGCAUUCAUCAAGGCAGAACAGGAAGGGAAGAUCUGAAUGGUGAUGUGAAGGAACCAGGAGAUUUAGUUGAACCAGACAGCUUGCUGCACGAUGAAAAAAGUGACAAAACACCAUCAUUAACAAAUACCACAGAGACACUGGACUCUGUAAAGAGUCUUAAGGCUGUAGUUCAGAAUGAACAAUUGAAUGAUGCAGAAAGCAAAAUAUUAGAGUGCAUGGAUCCAGUUGAAGAAUCAAAUGCUGAAGAGAAAACAGAGGAGAUCAAUACUAAUGUCACAUUAGAUACACCAGAGUUUCCCAAGGAAGCUACUGAGAAUGGUUCUGACACAGAGCAGGAGACAGAUGUUCCAGAAGACUCAGAACUUAAAGGCAGUCAACAUGUUAAAGAAAGUGAAUCAUCUCUUUGUCCUUUGGAUGAGCAGCCACAUGACAGCAAAGACAAGUGUCAGAAUAAUGAUUUAUCUCAACCCACCCAGCUGCUCAGUGAUGAAGACGACGGUGAAGAUGAUGAAGGGAUGUCUUUUGAUUUUGAUGACAUGGAUAUGGAAGCAGCUGUAGGGUCAAAUGUCCCCAAAAAUUCUGAGCAGGAAGAAGUUGAGGAGGGAGUUGAAGUCAUGUUGGAUGAAACCACCAGCGGUAGUUCAGAACUGUGUCAAAGUAACACUCAGUCAAAUGAAAACACACAAAUCAAACCAGUUGAAAGCAACAGUGAGAAGUGUGCAGUUGAUUCGGAUAACCAGGUAGAUGCACUAGAAGAAAAAUCAAAUACCGCACCCCAAGAAACCCAAAACUCUUUGGUUAAUGUUGAAGCUGCAUCUGAAGAGGUGGAAAAUGUUUGUGAGGAAGAGAAGAACACACCAGAAGAAGAAGCCGGUGUGUUGAGUGUUGGAGGGUUGGGUGCUGUUGCUGAGAGCAUUAAACAAACAGUAUGCUCACUAGUAGAGGAAGGAUUAGAUGCUGUCAGGAGUGAACUGCAGGGUGAAGAUUUAGAUUUACCUAAGAGUGCAGACCAAGUGGACAGCAGCAAAGAGGCACCGCAGCCAGGGAGGGAUGUGAAGAAGAGUAGUAAGAAAGGCAAAGGCAAGGGCAAAGAGGAUUGCAAGAUGUCCUAAAUUGCAGAUGCAUAUGGUGUAUGUAUGUACUUUGAUUUGCUUUUGACAAAGUAGCAACAAAUGCACCAAACUUUACAGCACUUUGAUUCUUUCCCAAAUGAACAUGGGUGCAAGUAUGUGUAUUACUGGAGUCUUGUCUUUGAUGUCUUUGUGCAAAAAUGGAAAAAAAAAAACGUAUUUGUGGAGAGAUGAAAAUCUAAAAUAUGAGACAACUGUAAAUGAUAUUUCACUUGCUGUAACUUUUAUUAAGUUUAUGAUGCACAUUUAUAAUGCUGCUUGUAAUGACUCAUGUCAUUGAUAAGACUGCUCUGCAAUGGUUCUGCAACAGCAUCAUGGACCAUUUCUUUUUCUGUUUGCCAUUUAAGGAGUUCAUUCAUGUUUUCACGUUAUACAUGCACAACAAAAAACAAAAAAUGUCAAUUCAUAAUUCUCUUUAAGACUCUAGUAAACAAGCUAUACACAUUUUAGCCAUAAUGUUGAAGCUUUAAGUGAAAAGUAGAAAUCCUGUCCUGUUCACAGGAUUUUGUUGACGGAAUUCUAAGCACAGAAAUGUAGAUACAUGUAUGUUUGCAUUCUGUUGCACUAAAUUGAGAUGAUGGAAAUGCUAAUAAAUUCCCUGCUGUUACCUAACUGAAAACGUUGCUCUAAAUGCAUUUCUGUGAUGACAUAAAGCUCUUUACAAGAAA